Moneuplotes crassus is the source of this 4725-nucleotide messenger RNA. NCBI's taxonomy places the organism in Eukaryota, Ciliophora, Spirotrichea, Euplotida, Euplotidae. The record is from the annotation of a GenBank genome assembly.
AAAAUGAGUCGCAGAGGAAAGAAGCCUACCCUGGGUCUAGCUCAAAUUCUUGAGUCUAUUCCGAGAAGUUUUGACUUUGAGUAUUGUGCUGUUGCAUCUACACAAACAAGGUCGUUUGUGUUGAAUAAUCUGUCAGCAGGAAUUAUUAAAUUCUCAAUUAAAAAGACAGAGAAUAGUCCUUUUGAAAUAAAUCAUACCUCAGGAGUUCUCCAAGUCAAAGGGAAGCAAGAGAUAGUGAUCAGCUACACCCCUCAAGAGUGUGAAGUUAUUAUUGCUUCUAUAAUAAUCAACCUCAAUGGUGAGGAAGAGAAAAUUGUCAAAUUAUCAGCAGUAUCCAAGCAUCCUCUUCUUAGCGUUACAGACACUUCUUUAGAUUUUGAAGAAUUAUUGGUAGGAAAAUCUGAAGAAAAAGAGAUCCUUGUUCACAAUAUUGGGCAAGUGCCUACAUAUUUCAAAAUUGAGAAAGCAAAGUCUGAAGAUGAAGAUACUUCCUUCUAUGUCACUCCCAAGAAAGGAUAUAUUCCUCCAGGAGAAAGCUAUUCUUUGACAUUCAAAUACAAGCCUAGGCUUGUUAGUGUCUGUUCUAAUGCUCACUUCACAGUUAGAAGCAAAGGGGGAAACAAAAUAGAUGUGAGUUGAUUCGGUGUUGGAAUCGGAUACGAUGUCCAUCUCAGUGCUAAAAGUAUGAACUUUGGAGAGACUUCAUAUGGAAAUACUGUCACUAGACUAAUCAAUGUUGUAAAUAAUAGUGAUCUUGCCACAUCAUUCCAGUUCUUAGUUGACCGGAAAAACAUGUUUUCAUUCUCAUCCACUGAAGGAGUAGUUCAGGCUAGAAACUCGGUUAGAAUUAUUAUCUCAUUUAAUCCCUUAUCAACUGGUAAUUACUAUGAAAGAGUAUUUUGUCUGAUUAGGAAUCAUAAGCUGCUUUAUCUCGACCUCAUUGGAACUUGCUACGAUGAAGUCACAAAGCCUCUUCCUCUAAUGCAAAGGCAUGUGGAGGUGUUCAGAUACAAAGUAAUCAUGGGAAUUCAUUAUAAGAAAAAGCUAGCAGAGGAAGCAGAAGGAGACGAAGAUUCUCUCCAAGAUCUAGAAAUGAACACAUUUGACGAAGAAGCCAAGCUGAAUCUUGAAGUUCCUAUAGAUGAUCCAAAUCAUGUGCUGCAUAAAGAAAUGUUCCUAGAAAAUGACUCAACCUUCAGGGAUGUGUCGAUUCAACAACAGUUUAUUGAUUUCAACUUUUGUGAAUAUGGAAAGUCUAGUGAGGGGCAAAGCAUGACGCUUGAGAACAAACUUCCAUACAAAAUUGAAGUAAGAUUUGUGCUUCCCAGUGCAGAAAAUUCUCAAGGAGAAGAAGUUAAAAAUCCAUUCUCAGUUUCUGAAUUAACAGCUAUCAUUGAUGCAAAAUCUACAAAGAGUUUCGAUCUGAAAUUUAGACCUUUUGAGCCAGACUACUACUUCUUCCAAAUAUUACAAUGAUAUGUAUACCUGUAUAAUGGAAAUGAAAAUAAAGUCAGAAAAGACGAUGGAGGUAACCCUCAAGGUACAAAAACAAUGCUGAAAAGAAGUGCUUUAAGAACCACUAAAGUAUCCAGGUUUGACGAAUCUAUGGCAGAAGAAAUAGAUCCUCCUCUUUGCUUGAAUCUAAGAAUAAUUGGGCACUCUUUCAGUCCAGGCACUCAGCCAUUUAUUCCGAUGGUGAAGUUCUUGCCAAACAUGAAUGUUGUCUUCCCUCCAUGUAGUCCGGGAGAAUCAGUAUACCAAACAAUUAAGAUAUACAACACAAGUGAUACACCUGUAUUCUACAAAAUGCUUCCUGAUCCGACAAAAGUCUUUAGAAUUUACCCACUAAUUGGGUUGAUUCAAGGAAAAAGUUUUGCAUUAGUAUGAUUUGAGUUCAGUCCAAAGUCAGCUAAUCAUUGGAGUUUCACCUCUCAAUGCGUGCUAAAUUAUACCUACACAAAUGUGCAAAAUAUUCAUCUUAGCGGAAAAUGCUUCAAGCCUGAGAUCACUCUUGGGAAUAAAGGAAAGUUAUACUUCCCUCCAACUUACACUGGAGUAUCAAAGAAGCAGUACCUUGUUAUCAAGAAUAACUCCAGGAUUCCACUUGAGUACGACUGCUCUGUUCCAGCCAAAUACCAAGAAGUGGUAAUAUUCGAUCCUCCUAAGGCAAUUUUGCAGGCACAUGAGGAAAAAUAAUGUUGUUUGUACCUUCACGCCUACAGCUAAAAGGGAGUAUAAACUCUCAGUUCCAGUGCAAGUCACUAACAUCUACGACACUACUAAAGAAAUGAUUGGAUAUUUCAACCCUGGCAGCGGAGUUGCUAUCAAAGCUCAACAGAAGAGAGAGCAGUCCAAGUACGAAGUGAGAGUCUAUGGAGUAGGAAAUGACGGAAGCUUAUCGAUCAAGCCCUCAAAACUUGAAUUUGACACAGUCACAGUCGGAUUUACUAAGAUUCUUUCUCUAACUGUGAUCAAUAAGAGCAAGACUAACUUAUAUAUUGAUUUCCAGCUUGACCAAAAUGAUACCGAACAGAAGAGUGAGGAAGAACAACAAGAAAUAAGAAAGAUCGUCAGUGAAAACUUUAAAUUUGAUUUUAAAGAGGGCAUUGUUCCUGCCUUGUCAAAGAAAAUGGUCAAAAUAACAUUCAAGCCUUCCCUAAGAUUCGAUUUUAAAAUAAAAUUAUCUUGUAAUGCAAGAGAGAAACCAGUGAGCAAUCUCAGAUCUACUAUCAAAGCGAAUCAAUUUUUAUCUCAGAAAUAUUCUAUCAAUAUCAUGGCUAAGGGAGAUUUCCCACUCUUGAGACUUGCUGAUAUCAGAAACGAGCAAAUGAGUGUAUCAAAUCUUUGGGAAAAGUUCGAACUUACGUUCUUAAACAAAGAACUUCUAACCGUACUGAGCAAGAGUGAAAUUGAAUAUUCAAGCUCUGAAAGAAAAACUAACCAAAGCGUUCAGGAUCUACAGAAGAAUAUCAAAGUAUUCAGCUGGGACUUUGGAAAAGUUCCAAUCAAAUAUAGCCACAAGCCAAGGAAAGUCACUUUGACUGUCAGAAAUGUUGGAGGUGUUCAUGCUGAAUGGGCAUUCAAACUCCCAAAUGAUUCGGAAAUUGAGCUUGAGCCAUGGGCAGAUCCUGGAGAGCCAACUCCUGAGCAAGCUUUUGAGAAACAUAUCCUGGAUAAUAACAUCUUCAUGAUUGAACCAAAGACAGGUUCUUUAGCUCCAGGAGAACAGACUGAUGUAAAUGUAUAUUAUGUAUCGAAAGAAGUAGAUUUUCAUCACUUGAAGGUAUUCCUACAAAUAAGCAAUGGAAAACCUCUAAUUCUUCAUCUGAAAGGUGAAACUCUGUCUAGGAGAGCCAAUCUCAGACUCUGUAAGGAUGAAUAUCAUAUUCCACCAGUCCCUAUUGGUCUUGAAUGGUCUGUCACCUAUCCUAUCGAGAUCAAGAAUCUUGGUAUAACCAAGCUAAAAUACAAGGUAGAUCUCGAGAACUUGAGGAAACUAAACGAUGAGAACCAUAAUUUCAACAUUUUUGAUAUUGAGAAUCCAGAAGGAGUUCUAAUGCCAAAUGAGGUACAAUACCUCUACUCUGUGUUCAGACCUCUUGAGAGCAAGAAUUAUCACAUUGAGCUUCCUCUCAAAGUAUCUGAUAUUGAAGGAGUUGUCCAAGAUAUUUCAUUGAAGAUCAACGGAGUUGGAUACCAAGGGGAAGAGAACAAACCAAAGGAGAUCCAAUUCUAUGAAGACCUUCCAAAAUGUAGAGCUCACUGCCAGCCAGAUGAUGAAAUCUUAGCAGCAUUUUCAAUUGAAGAGAUCGAUUUUGGAGAAGUUGACCCAGAAGAACCUUCUAAAAGAAUGGUAAUUCUCUACAAUAUGUCUCAUACUCAAAAACUUUCAUUUGAAUUUUUUAAGACAGGACUUCUAUGUACAGACAAUAUUAACCUCAUGCCUAUAUCCGGUGAAUUAGAGCCAAAUUCACACAAGAAUAUCAAAAUGGUUUUGAAGGCUGCUCAGCUCCCAACAAUCUUUGACGGAGAGAUCAUGUGCCAAAUAGAAUGGGAAGAUAAUGCUAAUAGGGGUGUUGGAACAAUUAAUGAGACCCAUACUGGCACUAAGAGUGUAGUCACUCAUGCUAAUGAGAAUGAGUUUUUAUUCAUCCGCCUCAAGAAGAGAUCUUGUCUUGAUAAAUAUGUUAAAAACAACAACUAUGAACUUGCCAAGGAUCCAGUGAAACCAUCACUGUUCUUGAAUAACUUGUUCAUUGAUGCCAUGGAUGAAGUACUAGAAGAUAAAGACACAGAUACUCUCUUUGAGAAGCUUGAGGAGGAGCCAAUUGGAGCUUAUUCAAUGCUCGAUGAGCAAGAGCCUCCUACUUGAAAAGAUGUCACAGAGCAAUUAGAUGAAGGAAUUAAAGAAUACAAGGCAGAAAAUAAUCUAAACGCUAUUGGAUGGAUAGAACAAUUCAGGCAUCCAAGUUAUGAAGAGGAAAUCCAAGCCCAGACUGGAUUAGAUGAAGACGAGCUAUUCUGUAAGAGAAUCCUGCUAGACUCAAGAUACUCCGAUCUCAUAGAGUACAUGCUUGAAGACACAAUGUUCAAUCUCAUGGAGGAAGCUACUUAUGAAGAGUUUGAUCUUUCGCAGAUUCAAAGAACCUACAUAAAAAAGGAAGUUCUUGAAAAUCAAUAAUUUGCUAAGAAUUACAGCUGAAACCCUUCUAAAAUUCUUAUUUU